Messenger RNA from Haemonchus placei, 228 nucleotides. The record is from the annotation of a GenBank genome assembly. NCBI's taxonomy places the organism in Eukaryota, Metazoa, Nematoda, Chromadorea, Rhabditida, Trichostrongylidae.
AUGGCGGCUUUAACAUGGAUGGCAACUCGUGCAGCUAGCAGACAUCUGGUGUUUAUGCUUCUCACUGCCUGCGUCUUCCAUACAUUUGUCUAUCAGAUGCUGUACUCCGUGCUUCAUAUUCGUGGCUGGUUAAUGGUCGUUGCCCGUUUCGCCUUUUCGUCUGCUAUAUCUGUUGGAACAUUUUUAGCCUAUUCGGUCGCAGGAAGUGUCUCUCAAAAAAGAGAAUAA